Messenger RNA from Doryrhamphus excisus (bluestripe pipefish), 5695 nucleotides. Its product is annotated as protein bicaudal C homolog 1-like. NCBI's taxonomy places the organism in Eukaryota, Metazoa, Chordata, Actinopteri, Syngnathiformes, Syngnathidae. Gene Ontology annotation, molecular function: RNA binding; protein binding. The record is from RefSeq and is a predicted model, not a curated record. Gene Ontology annotation, cellular component: cytoplasm.
AAGUGGAUGGAUUUUUAGGGGGGGAAGGGGUGGUCUGAUGGGGAGAAUGAAAAGAGUCUGGGAGGAGUCUUGGUGCAGGAUGACAUGUGAAACUUUUUCCCGAAGAGUUUCUUGGUAUGUUGGCAGGACCUCCGCUUGCCUGCAACACAGCCUUGCCUGCAGAGAGACAAGAGUCAUAUAGGCUGACUAUUUUUACACCGCCCCCCCAGCUCCAGAAAAUCGGGGCAAAAUGAGGGUGCAUGAAGAUCGCCCGCAGCAAUGAUCUCGCAAGGCCCAACUUCCAAGUGACGGGACCAGAACUCUGCAAAAAAAAUAAAACUUUCCGACCGCCGCCGACACUGAGCAGCGUCAUGGCCGCCCAUUGCGACACUUUGAGCGGAUACUUGCAGCAGCAACAGUCGGACCAGGGCUCCAACAGCGAGCGAAGCACCGACUCCCCUUUACCCGGCUCCGAGGAGGACUUGUGCGGACCCCACCAGCUGCCCGACCCGGAGUGGACCGAGGAAAGAUUCCGAGUGGACCGGAAGAAGCUAGAGUUCAUGUUGCUAGCUGCCUCGGAGGGGAGAGUCAACGGCGGGGAGGAUUUCUUUCAAAAGAUUAUGGAUGAAACUCAAACGCAGAUAGCCUGGCCCUCGAAACUCAAGAUCGGCGCAAAGUCAAAAAAAGAUCCACACAUCAAGGUGUGCGGCAAGAGGGAACACGUGAGAGAAGCCAAAGACAGGAUUAUGCUGGUACUCGACACAAAGAGUAACAGAGUAACGCUGAAGAUGGAUGUGUCCCACACGGAGCACUCCCAUGUGAUCGGCAAGGGGGGCAACAACAUCAAGAGGGUGAUGGAGGAGACGGGCUGCCACAUCCACUUCCCAGAUUCCAACAGGAACAACCAAGCCGAGAAAAGCAACCAGGUGUCCAUCGCAGGGCAGCCAGGAGGGGUGGAGGCGGCUCGAGUUAAAAUCAGGGAGCUGCUACCUCUGGUGCUCUCGUUCGAGCUCCCAGCCAUCAUGCAGUCGGACCCCAGCUCACCGAGCGUGCAGGCCAUCUCUCAGACCUACAACCUCACCGUGUCCUUCAAGCCCCCCACGCGCCUCUACAGGGCCACCGGAGUGGUGCGCGGAUCCCAAAACAACGCCCAUGCCGUCAAGCGAGGCACUGCCCUCCUGCUGGAACAUCUAGCAGGAAGCCUGGCCAACAGCAUCUCGGUCACCACUCACCUUGACAUCGCACCGCAGCACCACCUCUUCAUGAAGGGCCGCAACGGCAGCAACAUCAAACACAUCACCCAGAGAACGGGGGCCCAGAUCCACUUCCCGGACCCCAACAGCCCGCAGAAGAAAUCCACGGUCUACAUCCAGGGCACCAUCGAGUCGGUGUGUCUGGCUCGGCAGUACCUCAUGGGAUGCCUGCCGCUGGUGCUCAUGUUCGACAUUAAAGAAGACGUGGAGGUGGAGCCUCAGUGCAUCACGGCCCUCAUGGAGCAGCUGGACGUCUUCAUCAGCAUCAAACCCAAGCCCAAGCAGCCUAGCAAGUCUGUAAUAGUCAAGAGUGUGGAGAGGAACGCCGUGAACAUGUACGAAGCCCGGAAAUUUCUCUUGGGUCUCGAGUGCAACGGGGUGUCCUCUUCUCCGCCCUCGGUGGCCUUGAACCCCGCCGCCAACAGGCCCUCGCCGUCCCUCAUGUGUCCCGUUGGCCUGGAUAUCCUAGCCUCAGCUGGCCUGGGGCUCAGCAACCUGGGCUUCCUGGGUGCGACGGCGUCCCACUCGCUCGCCAACUCCACCGCCCCCAACACUGUCCUGAACACCUUAAACUCCUCCAUGAGUCCUCUGCAGGCCCCCAGCACCCCAACGCCUUCCUUGUGGCCCAGCUCACUCACCAGCACCCAAGCCUUCUCUUCCCAGUUGAUGCUGCACCCGGCCACCCAGGCCACCCUGAGCAGCAUCCUGCUAUCGGGCGUGCAGGGCUACACGCAGAGCACGCCGUCCCCUCCGCCGGGCCUGGCGCCCAUCGACAAGCAGCCCAUUAACGGCGUUCCCGACUGUGCCAAGGCGGCCUGCACGCUCAACGGCCACGUGAAGCAUCCUGGUUCCGUCUACGGGAGGAUAGCCACUGCAUCACUCGCCGAGACGGUUCUGAGUCCAGCUCCGUGUGACUCGGUCCAAGAGGCCAGUGGACACAAUCCAUCAGAACCACUGUCCAGCAAGUCCAGCACAGAUGAAGGGUCUGACACAUUUGUGGAGGUGGGCAUGCCCAGGAGCCCCUCUCACUCGGCCAACGGCAGCGAGCUGAAGCAGAUGCUGGCGUCAUGCAAGACAUCAUCGGGAAAACGACAAGCCGUGGAGCUCCUGCAAGGCACCAAGAAUUCCCACCUACAUUCCGACUGUCUCUUGUCGGACGCCGAGUCCAGUUCUUCAGACAGUCCCGUGGCUGACAAGAGGGCGCCGGGCAGUGAGCGGGCGGCCGAGAGGGCGGCGCAGCAGAACGAGAGAGAGCGAAUCAGACUGGGGCCGCAGACGUCCUUCGCCAACAUGCAGGCUUUUGACUAUGAACAGAAGAAGCUCCUAGCAACCAAAGCUAUGUUGAAGAAACCCGUGGUGACGGAGGUUCGAACCCCGACGAACACAUGGAGCGGUCUCGGUUUCUCGAAAUCCAUGCCGGCGGAAACCAUCAAGGAGCUGAGGAGAGCCAAUCACGUGUCCUACAAGCCCAGCAUGAGCACCACAUACGAGGGUUCCCCGCUGUCCUUGUCGCGGUCCAGCAGCCGGGAGGGCGUGGCUAACGGCAGCGACUCCGACAACUGGCGGGAGAGGAACGGCACGUCAAACGGGCUGCAGGCCCACGCCGAGUUCCCCGCCACUGUGAGCAGCCCGAAGAGGAAGCAGAACAAAUCCGCUGCGGAACAUUACCUGAGCAGCAGCAACUACAUGGACUGCAUCUCCUCGGUGACGGGGAGCAACGGCUGCAGCCUGAACUCCUCCCUCAAAGGUUCUGACCUGCCUGAGCUCUUCAGUAAGCUGGGCCUGGGGAAGUACACGGACGUCUUCCAGCAACAGGAGAUCGACCUGCAGACAUUCCUGACUCUGACCGACCAGGAUCUGAAGGAAUUGGGCAUCACCACUUUUGGCGCCCGCAGGAAAAUGCUACUGGCCAUCUCUGAACUCAACAAGAACCGUCGGAAGCUAUUUGAGCCCCCCAUCAGGUCCUCCUUCCUGGAAGGGGGCGCCAGCGGUCGCCUCUCCCGUCAGUUCCACGCCGAUAUGGCCAGCGUCAGCGGGAGGUGGUAGGCGCUCCCAGAACCGUCCCAUCCUGGAUGCCGCUUCCUUGGCCUCUUUCGGACUAAAGACUAUUUUUCCAGAAUGAAUGACAAGCCAUAGUUGUCCGCACGACGUGGAAAGAAGUUCGGGAAGCAACAUGGAAGUUCAGCGUUCUUUAGGCUACUCCAGAAGGUGCAGGCAGAACGGUUUAGUCGGAUCCUUUCCCUUCCGGUGAUGCGGCUGCAGCCGUGUCAGUGACUUUAAUAUUUAGCACUUUAAUAUUGCUAAACGUUUGCCUGUGAAAACCUUCAUGAUAUGAAGAAGAACUUUGCAUUGGUUUUUUGCUCCCAAGCCAAAGAAAUGUUAGCACUUAGCCUGGAUGAAGAUCAAAGUAGGUCUGCAAGGUCAUCAUCGUGACCGUCAUGGACUCCAAAAAGGGCUUUUAAUUGGGAGGUUCGGCGUUGAUGCUCGGCCGCCAUCUUGUGUGUAUUUCCACACCAAGUGAUAAAAAAAACAAAUAUUUUGUAUUCAUUAUUCUACCAUGUUAAGGGAAGGGGUGGGAUUGUAAUGCUAAUCAGUUUACAUGUGUAUUUUUUAUACCUAAUGAAUGAUUAUUUUGUGCGUAUUAUUGUCAUUUCGUGUUUUUGUCCGUUUGUUCAUAAGGAACCGUUUUUUGUCGGCGUGGGCUCAAAAUCUCACAAUGCCCCCCCCCCCCCUCAUAUUGGUGACUACAUUUAAGCCCAAAAUGAUUUUAGUGAGUAAAUAUUUGUUAAAAAAGGGAAUAUUUGGAGCUGGAAAUGACACAAGAAAGUUGCAUCGGCCAUUUUUAUGAAACAUAUUUGCCAUUUUUAUUAUGUACAAAAUGAUUCAUAUACUCAAAUUUAGAAAAAUAAUAAUGAAUAAAUUUUGAUAAGUCUGCUGAUAUUUUGGAAAAAUAUUUCUACCAAUAUUUUUAAAUAUUUCUACCAAUAUUUCUACCAAAUAUUUCUACCAAUUAAUAUUUUUUAAUAUCACAUUUCACUUUUAUUGACAAAAUUAUCCAUUAGCAGUUUUUCUUUCAUUUCCAGCCAGAAAAUAACCACAAAAAAUAGAAAAUAUCAACUAAUUAUUCAUAGGCCUGAAUGGAAAAAAAAUCUAAAAAUACUCAUAAAAGAAUUUAUAUAAAAUAAAAUAAUUGAAUAAAAUAAUUUAACUAAUGAGAAUAAAAUAGCAAAAAUUAUUUUACUUAAUAUCCCAAAUGUUAAUUUAAUUAGUUUUUGUCACAUUCUUCCAUAAUUUCCAUGUCACAAAUAAAAAUAAUCAUAAAAACUAAAAUAAUUGAAUAAAAUAAUUUAAAUACUGAGAAUAAAAUAGCAAAAAUUAUUUUACUUAAUAUCCCAAAUGUUAUUUUAAUUAGUUUGUGUCACAUUCUUCCAUAAUUUCCAUGUCACAAAUAAAAAUAACCAUAAAAAAUAAAAUAAUUAAUUAAAAUAAUUUAACUAAUGAGAAUAAAAUAGUAAAAAUAUUUUACUUAAUAUCCCAAAUGUUAUUUUAAUUAGUUUGUGUCACAUCCUUCCAUAAUUUUCAUGUCACAAAUUAAAAAAAAUUACUUUAACUCCAUAUUUGGCUAGGGUAUAAAUUAUUUUGGGCUUACGUGUACGUCUUUCUGUAAAAAAAUUUAAAACAUUUUAAUUAAAAAAAAGCCAUGAAAAGCUGCCUUAGCUCCAUUUAAUGAAGCAAGAUAACGAGCGGUAUACAUGAAGUGUCCUGAAGCGUUCGUUAACUAUGCAGAAGAAGAUACCCCAAGUGCAAUCAAUGGUAUUUUGGAUGUUUUUAUGUUUCUAUUCAGUAUUAAAAUGUAAAAUCAGCUAUUAGGAAUGACCGCCUUUCCAGUAUGGAAGCACCAGCAGCCAAACAAAGCAGUGCCUUGCUUUCAUUGCAAUGAUUCCCAACAUUCCCUUUUCUCGUUUUUUUAAACCACAUUUGCCUCCUCUGAUGUGAUUUGAGUCGUGGUCAACGUGGUUUUCACGUUUAAUAACAUGAUCUGACACGGUUGCUGAUGCUAACCGGCUAAUUUUAUUCUUUGUGUUCUUUUAUUUGAUACAACGAAAGAUUGGAUCCCAGGCCUAGUCGGGUCUGACUCACAGUGGCACUACGCUAUGUUGUGACUCGUGUUCUCGCCUACAUUAGACAUUUGUUGUCCUCCCACCUCCUUACGGAAGGUUUUAUUUUCGUGUACGAAAGUUUACUGAAUUGCCACAUAAACAUCUCUCUCUUUGUACUGCAGUUUGGUGUCAAAAACCACUAAAAACUAAAGUGUGUAACAUUUGUGCAACGUCUUUUUCAUUCUGUCAGGAUUUUAUGCAGAAUCGUCCAAAAGUUGUGUUCAAUGCCAGUUGGAUUCCAGAACAAAACUCAAGCCAUCAAUCAGGCAAAAAACAUUCUCGACUUUAUGAAGGUAAUAAAUA